UCUCUCAAAACUUCUCUUUGAUCAAUAACAAAGAUCUUAAGAUUCAAAACAAUGACAGUUUCUUUCCAUAAUCGCUCUAACAGUUUACCUUCUAGAUCUCACCCACAAGCCGCUCGUGUCGAUGAGCAGUUGGCCUGUUUGAGAUCUUCUGAGGAAGCCUCAACAUCUUCUAUCUGCAAAAGAGUUGACAACCUUCAAGAACUACACGAGUCUCUUGACAAGCUCAUUCGUUUACCCUUUACCCAACAGGCACUAGCACAAGUACAAAACAAGAUAUUCGUCGAGCAGCUUCUUGAUGGAUCUCUCAGGAUCUUGGACUAUUGCAACAUUUCCAAGGAUGUUUUGUCGCAGAUGAAAGAGGGUCUCAUCGAGAUCCAAUCUAUUCUACGAAGAAAGCGAGGUGAUCUAUCAGAAGAGGUCAGGAAAUACUUAGCCUCAAGAAAGUCCCUCAAGAAGACAUUCCCUAAAAUACAAAAGUCUCUCAAUGUUGUUGCACGUGAAGGAGAGUCUUUGGCUGUCUUUGGAGAAGCAGAGGCUAUCACAGUUUCUAUGUUUGAGUCUCUCUUUAGCUACAUGUUUGGAUCAAAGACUUGUGGAAAAUGGUCAGUCGUCUCAAAGCUAAUGAGCAAGAAGAAAGUUACAGCUGAAGCUCAAGUAAACGAAUUCACUAGGGCUGAUUCUGAAUUUCAGUCUGGAAAGAUCUUGAAGAUAGAAGAUGUUCAGAUCCUAGUGUCAUGUAUUCAAGAUCUUGAAGAUGGAGUUGAAUCUCUUUCAAAGACAUUGGUCAAAUAUAGAGUUUCAAUUCUUAACACAUUAGGCCACUAAAGACUACAAUUUUGUACGUAAGAGAAGAUAAUAGAAACUUAUUCAAGUCUCAGGACAUAUUAUUUAUUUGAUCUCGGA
Messenger RNA from Brassica oleracea var. oleracea, 903 nucleotides. RefSeq lists its product as uncharacterized. The transcript has a single exon. Lineage: Eukaryota; Viridiplantae; Streptophyta; Magnoliopsida; Brassicales; Brassicaceae. Gene Ontology annotation, biological process: root development; shoot system development. The coding region runs from base 52 to 825 and encodes 257 amino acids. The record is from RefSeq and is a predicted model, not a curated record.